This is a messenger RNA of Parnassius mnemosyne (clouded apollo), 1149 nucleotides long. The record is from the annotation of a GenBank genome assembly. NCBI's taxonomy places the organism in Eukaryota, Metazoa, Arthropoda, Insecta, Lepidoptera, Papilionidae.
AUGAUCGAUGAAACGUCGGAUAUAAAACGGCUCGAACAAGUAUCAAUUUGUUUCAGAUCAGUUGCUGAAGAUUUGACUCUAAAUGAAUAUUUUAUAGGAUUCUACGACACAAAAGAUACAAAAGCUGAAACGCUUUUUGAGAUUGUCACUGAUGUAAUCGAAGAAUCUGGAUUAAGUAUCGCAAAUUUACGAGGACAGUGCUACGAUGGUGCUAGUAAUGUGAGUGGUAAGAUUACAGGGCUUCAGACACGAAUACGCGAGGUAGAACCUCGAGCGCUGCAUGUUCACUGCUUAGCACACAGUUUGAAUUUAGUAGUACAAGAUUCAAUGGAAGAUAUAAUUUUGAUAAAAAAUUUCAUCGGGAUUAUUAAAGAUCUACUAAAUUUUAUACGUGAUUCCCCGAAGCGCUUAGGACGAUUUCAUGAUUUGCAGUCUGAGAAAAGCCCCGAUCUGACACCAUUUUGUCCUACCAGGUGGACCAUGAGAAUAAGUUCUCUUAAACGAUUGUACCAUGAUGCUAACUAUCAAAGUGUCAUUGAUUUUAUGCUAUUAACAAGUAAUGCCCGAGACACUGAUGCAAUUACAUCAUCAAAAGCAAAGGGAUUCUCAAAACAUUUACAAACCUUCGAAACAUAUUUUUUGCUUACAACUAUGAUUAAUAUUUUUGAGGCAAUUGAACUACUGAAUACACAGUUACAAAAGUCACAACUAUGUCUAAAUGAAUCAAAUAAGCUUGUCGAGAUUAGCACGAAAAAUCUUGAAACGCAACGAGAUCAGAAGUUUGAAGUUAUUUGGAAGGAAGCAAACAAAGGUAUUGCAAAAUUUAAUGUAGAAGAGCCUUCUGUACGCCGCGAAAGAAAAACUCCACGCCGUUUUGAUUCAUCAAGCGAAGCUCAUAUUUUUGAUACGCCGGAAGAUAACUACAGAAAAAUUUAUUUUGAAGUUUAUGACAAGGUUCUAAUGUCUUUAAACACACGAUUUGAGACAGAAACUAUAAAUUUAUUAAGUAAAUUUGAGAACUUUCUUAUUGGAAAAAAUAAUAUAAAUGUUUUAGAUAUUACUAAUUUUUACAAUACUCAGAAAAAGAAUGAAUCGAAAGAAGACAAUUUUGACGCACAGUUGUUAACUAAUCAGAGAGAUUUUUUUUAA